AUCACCGAGCCGCCAGUAACGUCGGGACAUACGAGCAUACAGCACGCACAAACAUGCCUUGCUUAAGGAUCUUAACUAACAUUCCUAUCAGCCAAGUUCCGAAGGAUUUCGUCAACAAGAUCCUGCCCUUGCUAUCUAAAGUUGUCAGGAAACCAGAGGAUAAAUUCCUAUGCGUGGUGUCAGGUGACUGCCACAUCUCCUUCGCCGGGCAGGCGUCGACUCCUAGCGCCGUGGCCACCCUCGAGUCUAUCGGCCAUCUAGGACUGGAGGAGAACAAAGUUAUCACCAGAGAAGUCACUGCUUUCAUCGAGAAAGAACUCGGAAUACCACCAAAUCACUUCUUCUUGUCGUUCUACGAUCUCAAGGGACAGGAUAUUGGCAAAGGAGGAGUGACAUUGGCUUAGUUGAUGCUUGUUGGCUCUGUCUCCAAAGAUCGAAAUGCAUUUAUUCAUAUUGUGAUAAACGUUGACUAGAUGAACCUAAAUGAACUGGUUGUGAUUAUGAAAAAAUGGGCAAAUGUUGGAGUAAUUUUAUUUGUUAAAUUGUUGCUGUAAUUUAUUUUAAUCCACAUAAUAUAACAUAUGAAGUUUUAA
Messenger RNA from Helicoverpa armigera (cotton bollworm), 593 nucleotides. Its product is annotated as MIF-like protein mif-2. The record is from RefSeq and is a predicted model, not a curated record. The transcript has 3 exons. Gene Ontology annotation, molecular function: cytokine activity; phenylpyruvate tautomerase activity. Lineage: Eukaryota; Metazoa; Arthropoda; Insecta; Lepidoptera; Noctuidae. The coding region runs from base 54 to 404 and encodes 116 amino acids.